AUGACCGUUACAUUACAGGACGUGGCUGGUAUACUUGGUUUUCCUACUGACAGGCAGCCAGUUACCGGACCUACAACAUUGGUUUGGAUCGCUGUGUGUCAGCAUGUUUUUGGGACUGCCCCUGUUGCGGGCACAGACAUUCACGGAGGCGAUCUACGUAUUUCAUACUUAGACAGAAUAUAUCCCGAUUGGUUUCCAGUAGCACACAAUCCUGAUGAGGUGAGGCGUUACACCCAGGCACACAUUUUGCGGCUAUUAGGCUCAUGGCUACUGUGUGACAGAUUGGGUGGCAGCAAAAUUGCGUGUCGUUACGCUCCACUGCUAGGAGGGGACUUUCAGGACAUUGGCACAUACAGUUGGGGGUUUAAUUCUCUAGCUCCCUUUAAGCCACAUGAGCAGUCUUGGUUUUGGGAAAUCCUUGACACGCUUUAUAGAGACGAGGUUAUGUGCCAGCCAUACGGUGAAUACCAUACAGCAUUGUUAGUAUCUGAUCAUGAGCGGUACUUAUGGUUGGCCAUUACUCCUAUCAUUUGCUUCCACACAGUUGAGUGCGCUCAACCGGAUAGAUGUAUGCGACAAUUUGGUUUCGAUCAGCCCAUACCGCGGAGACAAAGAAAGCUUAAGGGUGUUCAUGAUCUAACUCUGCGAGGGAAGAAAGACGAUAAUUGGGAGCGUAAAUUAAGGCCCUUCGUAAAUUGA
This is a messenger RNA of Gastrolobium bilobum, 699 nucleotides long. RefSeq names its product protein MAIN-LIKE 2-like. The transcript is spliced from 3 exons. The record is from RefSeq and is a predicted model, not a curated record. Lineage: Eukaryota; Viridiplantae; Streptophyta; Magnoliopsida; Fabales; Fabaceae. Bases 1 to 699 code for a protein of 232 amino acids.